Molecule: messenger RNA, 434 nt
Organism: Coccinella septempunctata (seven-spotted ladybird)
Lineage: Eukaryota; Metazoa; Arthropoda; Insecta; Coleoptera; Coccinellidae
Exons: 2
Coding region: 75-434 (119 amino acids)
Source: RefSeq, a predicted model, not a curated record
AGUAAUUAUGAACAUGCUUCGUUUCAGUAACUUUUUGGAAACCUUCACUUGAACUUUUCAUUUAUAGAGAAAAUAUGAGACUACAAUUUCGAUAUAUAAGGGACACCAGUAAUCCAUUUGAAUUGCCUGAUGAAAAGUUUCUGAAACUGUUUCGCUUGAAUAAGGAAGCAACAUUUAGCUUGAUAGAAGAGUUGCGUGGAUUGGUUGAGGAACCGACCAGAAAAGAUACAGUUCCUUUUUACCUACAAGUUUUCGCAAGUCUUAUCUUCUUCAGUAGUGGUAGCUACCAAACUAAUAUUGGUGAAGACCUAAAUAUUGGAAUAAGUCAGCCUGCUAUGAGUAGAGCAAUUAAUAGAAUCAGCAAUCUUAUAUCAACCCAUUUGUUGGCAAGUUAUAUUAAAUUCCCAACAAGUGAAAUUGAAAUAAGAAAGUAA